UCUUUACGUGGUCUGUUUACACUUGGUUUUAUGGACAUUUUAAUGCAUUUACCGGAGAUUGAGUCUUGCUCCACCCAUUCCGUUUACUCCUCCAAAGUGAUUUCAAGUGCAUUUUUGAAAAAUACUGGCAUGACAUAGUAAUGCAAGCUCUUGGCGAGUCAAUGAAAACUGUUCAGUGAGUGGUGUCUGUCACUUAGAAUACUAUUUCAAAACAGUAAGAUUCAAUGAAAACUGUUUGAAAUAAGAUUAAUUUAUUUUGAAACAUGUGCAGCAUGUUAUGAGUAACGUUAUUGUUCGUCGCUUUUCAUUCAAUACAAACCAGUUGUGCUGACACGGGCGUCAUGAUGGCUGGCGUCGCCACGCCGCGGAGUCUUCUCCAGAGCCGUCUCCAGAGCCCCGCCUGCCCGGAGGUGGCGAGUGGGUGGCAAGGCUGCCUGGGACAAAACUGAGCGUCUGCACCGGCCUCUGGCCGCCUGUGGCGGUGUUGCGUCCGUCGAGCAGGCACCAUGGCGGCGCAGAUGGCUUCGUUCACCGACUUCGAGGAGGGCAUGAUCGCGUUCGACCAGGACGACCCGGACUUCAACGGCAACGCGCCCACCCGGAACCUCAGCUGCAACCUCAACAACAGCUACAUCGUGGCGCCAGCGACGUGCCGCUCGUACACCAACGUCGGCGCGGCCAUGGGAACCCUUCUCGUGUCAUCUCCAAUGUCAAUUGCAAGAGUCGAGACGAUGAGGAUGCUGAACAAGAGCCAGAGCUUGAGCCUAAGCAGCAUCAGCUCCCUUGAUGAUGCCCACAUUUCAUUCUCUGUCGCAAAUUCUGCAAAUUCCACGGCAUCUGCUCAGGAGCCUGUGGUUUCCAUUGAAGAAUUACGUCUCCAGCUAAACUCAUGUUUUACAUGUGGUGUCAGCUGGCAUGAGGAUCAUGUUUCCUUGGACUGCCAAGAAUGUGGAGGAUAUUCUUUGGAGAGACCAUGCCCUUGCUGUGAUGGACGUUGCAAGAGUACCUGGAAACGUGAUUUAACUAUGUCACAUGCCUCUGGCAAAGCUAGGUGGGAAGGCAAGUGUCUCCUCUCCACGUCCACCCAAAUGCUGAAGACGCUGGUUACAGAAGACGAGUCACAUCUCUGCUCCAGAUUGGAGAAACUUACUGCUAGCUCAUGACAACCUGUAGUCUUUGCUAAAAAUUAGACUGAGUGUGUAUGUAACGAUUGAUUGUGUGUAUGAUUGUGAUUGAGUGUGUUUUGUUUACAUGAGUGUCUGUGUGGUGUGUGUGUGUGUGUGUGUGUGUGUGUGAGAGAGAGUGUGAGUGUGUGUGUGUGUGUAGUGUAGUAUAAUUGGGUUAAUCAGAAGAAAUAAGUAGAGUAAGCAAAACAUACAGAGGGUAUUAUACGAGGCUUGUGCUUGUGCUUUAAUGUUCAAAUCAUGUAAAUCAAAUCUAAACUAAAGAAUUGAUUUAAAAAAAUUAUUUGUAUGAAGACUGCAUCUUACUUGCUCUUGUGCUGCAAACUUAAGUUUACUUUACUUUACCAAAAGUAAUUGUUUAUCAGGGUAUUAUCACUCAUAAUUAAUCAACAUGAGCGUUCCAUGUCACUCAGUUUUAAAUGUAACUCAUGGAGAAGAAACUGAUUGGACAGGUUUGGCUACAUGUUGUAUGGAAGUAUUGAUUGCAAUUUCUGCACUUCAUGUUAAAUUUGUGUUGGGUUAGUGUUUCAAUACUGGAGUCCUACUUUCAAUUGCAUGAAUUACCUCCUUAUUACAGAAAUCAACCUCCUAAUUGUGCCCCUCUGUAUGUUUUCUUUAAUUAGCUAUUGUUGUGGAAGAAAUGUGAACUAAUGAAGCCCUGGUAGAAAUUUCAUACUUUAUUCCAGUAGCUUUCAAAGUCACCUCCCCACCAUUUAAAAUAAAAGAAUAGAAUAUGAAACAAAAGAUCCUUCAAAUUUAGUAGAGAUAGUGUUACAAUGUAUGUUCAAGUGUACCUGUGUUCAAAGUAGUGGGGAGGAAUCUGAGAACUUGAUUUUAGGAUCUAAUAAUUUAUUACUUUUAAUUGUCACCGUUAGAUAUUGGUACAUAAUUUUGUUAAGAUAAAGACAUCAUUACAUUCUUACUGUGACUUUCAAUAAAUGUGUAGACUAAAAGAACAGUCCAGGAUGUGGAUUGGCUGAAAUCUUUGCUGCUCACAAAUAAUGAAAGUUUGAAGUUGUAUCAUUAUCAUUCAACUAAGGUGUGCUACUUAACUGUACUUAAAAGUCAUUAUGUGUGAUUGCUGUUAGUCAGCUGACUAUAAAUAUUGUGAUAAAAAUUGGAGGAAAAGUUACCUCUUUUGUUGUUUGUAUUUAAGGAAUCCACAUUAAAUUUCCAUCAUAGAUUCCAAAUAAUUCUCCUGACAACACCUCAAGAAUUUGUGAGUCACUCAAACUGACUAAUAUAUUUGUCUUGUAGCAUAAUUUUCUUUUUUAAAUAAUAAUAAAACAUUGAUUAUGCAA
Thrips palmi is the source of this 2485-nucleotide messenger RNA. RefSeq names its product protein pinocchio (gene Pino). NCBI's taxonomy places the organism in Eukaryota, Metazoa, Arthropoda, Insecta, Thysanoptera, Thripidae. The transcript has 6 exons. The record is from RefSeq and is a predicted model, not a curated record. Bases 507 to 1163 code for a protein of 218 amino acids.